UGGCUCGCGCCGCGCCCCCGCGCCGAGUCCGCGCGUCAGUCGAUCCCGAGCGCGGCUGCAGGGCGGCGGGCUGCAGCUAGCAGAGCGCGCCGACCCUAGGAGGUGCCGGUGUCCGCAGGCGUCGCGUGAGGAGGCUCGGAGCCCAGAGACUCGCGCAGCGCGAUGGCCCCCAUUGGCCUCAAAGCGGUGGUCGGAGAGAAGAUCAUGCAUGAUGUGAUAAAGAAGGUAAAGAAGAAGGGAGAGUGGAAGGUGCUGGUGGUGGAUCAGCUGAGCAUGAGGAUGCUUUCCUCCUGCUGUAAGAUGACAGACAUCAUGACCGAGGGGAUAACAAUUGUGGAAGACAUCAACAAGCGCCGAGAGCCGCUCCCCAGCCUGGAAGCUGUGUAUCUCAUCACUCCCUCUGAGAAGUCUGUCCACUCUCUCAUCAGUGACUUUAAGGACCCACCAACUGCCAAGUACCGGGCUGCGCACGUCUUCUUCACUGACUCGUGUCCAGACGCCCUGUUUAACGAACUGGUAAAAUCCCGAGCAGCCAAAGUCAUCAGAACGCUGACGGAAAUCAACAUUGCAUUUCUCCCAUAUGAAUCCCAGGUGUAUUCCUUGGACUCUGCUGACUCUUUCCAAAGCUUCUACAGUCCCCACAAGGCUCAGAUGAAGAAUCCGAUCCUGGAGCGCCUGGCGGAGCAGAUCGCGACUCUGUGCGCCACCCUGAAGGAGUACCCGGCCGUGCGGUAUCGGGGGGAAUACAAGGACAAUGCUUUGCUGGCUCAGCUAAUCCAGGACAAGCUCGACGCGUACAAAGCCGAUGACCCGACCAUGGGGGAGGGCCCAGACAAGGCACGCUCCCAGCUCCUGAUCCUGGACCGUGGUUUCGACCCCAGUUCCCCCGUCCUUCAUGAAUUGACUUUUCAGGCUAUGAGUUACGACCUGCUGCCGAUUGAAAAUGAUGUAUACAAGUAUGAGACGAGCGGCAUUGGAGAAGCGAGGGUGAAGGAAGUGCUCCUGGACGAGGAUGACGACCUCUGGAUAGCGCUGCGCCACAAACACAUCGCGGAGGUGUCCCAGGAAGUCACCCGUUCUCUGAAGGAUUUUUCUUCCAGCAAGAGAAUGAAUACUGGAGAGAAGACCACCAUGCGGGACCUGUCCCAGAUGCUGAAGAAAAUGCCCCAGUACCAGAAAGAGCUCAGCAAGUAUUCGACCCACCUGCACCUUGCUGAGGACUGCAUGAAGCAUUACCAAGGCACCGUGGACAAACUCUGCCGGGUGGAACAGGACCUGGCGAUGGGCACGGAUGCUGAAGGGGAGAAGAUCAAGGACCCCAUGAGAGCCAUUGUCCCCAUUCUGCUGGACGCGAAUGUCAGCACUUACGACAAAAUCCGCAUCAUCCUUCUCUACAUCUUUUUGAAGAAUGGCAUCACCGAGGAAAACCUGAACAAGCUGAUCCAGCACGCCCAGAUCCCCCCGGAGGACAGUGAGAUCAUCACCAACAUGGCCCACCUCGGGGUGCCCAUCGUCACGGACUCCACGCUGCGUCGCAGGAGCAAACCGGAGCGGAAGGAGCGCAUCAGCGAGCAGACCUACCAGCUCUCACGAUGGACCCCGAUCAUCAAAGACAUCAUGGAGGACACCAUUGAAGACAGACUUGACACCAAGCACUACCCGUACAUCUCCACCCGCUCCUCUGCCUCCUUCAGCACCACCGCGGUCAGCGCCCGCUAUGGGCACUGGCAUAAGAAUAAGGCCCCAGGGGAGUACCGCAGUGGUCCUCGCCUCAUCAUCUUCAUCCUGGGGGGCGUGAGCCUGAAUGAGAUGCGCUGUGCUUACGAGGUGACCCAAGCCAACGGAAAGUGGGAAGUGCUCAUAGGUUCUACUCAUAUUCUCACUCCCACCAAAUUUCUCAUGGACCUGAGACACCCCGACUUCCGGGAGUCCUCUAGGGUAUCUUUUGAGGAUCAGGCUCCAACAAUGGAGUGAGAGCCAAAGAAACAAAGAUCCACGCACAUUCUCACCCCACAGAAACUGCUGGACACGCUGAAGAAACUGAAUAAAACAGACGAAGAAAUAAGCAGUUAAAAAAUAAGCCACGCCUCCAAACAACGAACCCUCUCCCCAGAGUGCUCGCAGCCCUGACCACUGCUGACCGCCUCGGUUCCUUUGCUGACCCCCUUCUCCCUCCAUCGCCUGCCCCAGCUCUGCACGCCCGGCCGGCACUGUCGCCAGCUGCGUUCUCGUGUUUGGUGAUGCCCUCUUCUCGUUUGAAACAAAAUAAUGCAUUGUGUUUUUUUUUUAAAAAGAGUACCUUCUAGAUGUAUCCUGGAGAUGUUCGGUGUGAGGGACGCGCUGCUGGAGGGUUUCUGAACUGCUUAGGAUGAUGAAUGGACACCUGCUCCCCAUUGGUCAUGAUUUUAUGACCUUGUACAUAAGCCAGCGUGACGUGUGCACAUUGCUUGCGUAUGGGAAGGUAGAUGUUUGGGUGUUUUUAAAAACCCGUUUGGGAUUGUUCCUGUUCUUGUUGGGAAUCACUGAGAUGUCCGUUUUUGGAGUAUUUUAAACUGAGGAUUAAUCUGUUACCUUCACUCCAGUUCCUACCCCUCAGUGCCAGCUCUCAUCCAGAUAAGCUUGGAAGUGAAGCUCAGGUGACAUCUCGAGAGGUUUGAGCUGGAGUCGACCUCUGCUCUCCCCAGGGGCUGGAGGUAGGGGCUCCCGUGCUGGAGGUAGGGGCUGGGGGCGUCCACGGGAAGUCAGGCUGGGUGCCUGUCGUGGCUCCCUCCCUGGCCGCUGCCGCAACGCUGUGAUCCUGUUCUGUGGUCUGUCACUGUCCCCAGAUGAGUGAGGAGCAAGCUCCCAUCGGGGACCUGGGUCCCUUGGAGAAGCAGUCAGACCUGGUCCUUCAGACCAGACGCCAUCUUUCCCCAGGCAUCACCCCCGACAGAGCUGCUCUCAGCAGGGUCAGCCUGGGUAGAGCUCACGGGACAGGAGCGAACCAGAGCAGAGUGAGUUCCGCAGGCUCCUGGUCAGAGGUCCCUUUCCUGUAGAGCACUGUCUGUGCCCCUGACACUUCAAACCACCUGAAGAGUAGCCCAGUGGAUUUAUCCAGACCCUGAUCCCACUCAGGUUAUCCUCCGUUUAAGAUACUUGCUAAUACUUUAUUUUGUGUAGUGUGGGGUCAUAUGUCGUCGUGCUUGUAAGAGAAAACGAUCAUUUUAUUCUCUGUAUAAAAACGUAGCUGUAUAAGGCUUAGCUCUGAUGCAGACAUUAAAGAAGCAAAUGCAGGAAGGACGUCUCGUCGCCCUCAGGACUCAGCAGCUCGUUCUCCGGAAGGGAGCGCACUAUUUGUUCUGCUGCUGUUGUGAACUAUAAUGACAGUGGAAGUCACAAAAAUGUCCCGCGCCCACCCCACCCACCCCCUUAGCCCCUGCAAACCGUGUGUGUAUAUUACUGUCUUGUGGCAUCGUCAUUGCAAACGUGCUGUGUGCUAGUUCUCCGCGGCCCUCGCUUCCCUUUCAGAAUAUACUCCUCACCCGCCCCGUUAGAUGCAUCGUGGCAUUCUCUUCUCAAGGCUUUGAAAUCUCCCCUUUGCACUCAGAUUAGUUUUCAGGUCUGUCUCCCUUCCCCCCCUUGCAAGAUCUCAUUUCCUUAGGACAGACUGUAGGGACCUGCCUUGGUUUGUUUCUUCUUGUUACUGCUUGUUUUGUCCCCUGCCCUUGACCAAACGAUCGAUGCUCAUGCUUCAGGACCUUGUCUGUCCGACAUGUUGGUUUUCCUUUCUCUGUUAUUUAUAUAAAAAUAAUUUAUCAAAAGGAUAUUUAAAAAAAAAAAGCUAGUCUGUCUUGAAACUUGUUCACCUUGAAAUUAUCAGAAUCUCAGUGUUUGAAAGUAUUGAAGCACAAACAUGUAUCAUCUCUUGUACUGUUCUGUACUAAAGCACUCGAGUCUAAUAAAUAAAUCAGCGCCCAUUCACGGCGUCCAGGGUGA
Molecule: messenger RNA, 3975 nt
Organism: Orcinus orca (killer whale)
Lineage: Eukaryota; Metazoa; Chordata; Mammalia; Artiodactyla; Delphinidae
Gene: STXBP1
Product: syntaxin binding protein 1
Exons: 20
Coding region: 163-1974 (603 amino acids)
Biological process (GO): intracellular protein transport; vesicle-mediated transport; neurotransmitter secretion
Cellular component (GO): secretory granule; plasma membrane
Molecular function (GO): syntaxin binding
Source: RefSeq, a predicted model, not a curated record